UGUGGAAGCAGUUAAAGGCCGAGCUUGUGUUGACAGUGUGGUGACGUAAGGGCCCCUGGGCUCCUCUCUCUCUUUCACACAUACGUACGCGCGCACACACGCACCCGGGCAGCAGCGGCAGACAGCUCUGCGCCGCUCAGUGUGCGGAGCGGAGGAGGACGGACAGCACGCGCUGUAGUUAUGCCUCAGCUCCGAGAAAACGCGUCUCCUCCCGCGAGCUCUCUCUUUCUCGUCACCCUCCACUUCUUCUCCUCCAGACUUUACUUCACCUCGCCCCUCUGUUUAGCACCAGGAAAGCAGCCGUGCGUCAUGGCGCCUUUUUGCGCGUGAUAGCCGGAUAUUUCAUAAAGUGAUUUUUGUUUGUUUUAUUUUCCUCCUCCUGGACUGAAAAGAAGCGAGUUUGUUGCGGAGAGGCUGGCGGGAUGAGAGGAUGAGGGCUCGUUUCCAGCCCGACUGACUGCAGCUGAUCUGCGUGGAGGGACGGCGUCUGUUUUCCUCCAAACGUUCCUGCUCUGCUUCUGUCUGAAAACGAGCCAUCAGCUCCGCAGGAUCCCGCUGAUUUGCGGUGAUUUCUCCUUUUUCUCUCUUAUAUUUCCCGGAACUAACUCUUUGUUUCUUACAUUUUACGAUUUUUGUUCAUUUUUGGAAUCGACGUGAAGGUCAGUGGAGAGAGUAGCGCAAUCCCUGCGCGUCAUGAUCCCAUUUUAACACCAAAUACCGGCGGUGCGCCUGUUCUCCGCGCGCCUGACUGCUUGCUAGUGUGUGAGUGUGUUUAUGUGUGUGUGUGUGAGCGCUCCUGCCUCUCUCUUCGUCUCCUCCCCACCGCGAGGACUCACACCCUUGUAUUUAUAUUUUUCUCUCCAUCCGAGGCUCCGGCUGCGAGGUUAAAUGCUGGACCGGUAUUUCUGACUGUAAAGAUGCUGAGCGGCGUCCUCUUUCUGAGCGUCCUCACGGUCACCAGCCUGUCACCGUCCGAAACGGAGAGCCGCAAAACUUCAGCCUUCAAAGACAUCUGCAAGACGCGCUGCGCCUGCGAGGAGCGCGAGAACAUCCUCAACAUCAACUGUGAGAAUAAAGGAUUUACCACCAUCAGUCAGUUCCAGGCGCCUCCCAAUAAAAUCUCCCAGCUCUUCCUGAACGGAAACUUCCUGUCGCGGAUCAGCGCCAACGAGUUUGUCAACUACAGCAAUGUCACCUCUCUGCAUCUGGGGAAUAACGGCCUGCAGGAGAUCAGAACCGCAGCUUUCAACGGCCUCCGCUUCCUGAAGCGGCUCCAUCUGAACAACAACAACCUGGAGGUGAUUAAAGAGGACACGUUCGCGGGGCUGGAGAGUUUGGAGUAUUUACAAGCAGACUAUAAUUACAUCAGCGCCAUCGAGCCGGGUGCUUUCAGUAAGCUGAACAAGCUCAAAGUGUUGAUCCUCAACGACAACCUGCUGUUGUCUUUGCCUGCUAAUAUCUUCCGCUUUGUGCUCCUCACCCACUUGGAUUUACGUGGCAAUCGUCUGAAGAUGCUGCCAUUUGCUGGGGUGCUGGAGCACAUCGGAGGCAUCAUGGAGAUCCAGCUGGAGGAGAACCCCUGGAACUGCACCUGUGACCUGAUUCCCCUCAAGUCCUGGCUGGACACCAUCUCCGUCUUUGUGGGGGACAUAGUGUGUGAGACGCCGUUCAGGUUGCAUGGCAAAGACAUCACUCAGCUCAUAAAGCAGGACCUGUGUCCACGUAGAAACGCCGGGGAGCGCGUCCACCCCCCAUCUGACUCUCACUUUCAGGGGGCCCUACACCCAACAUACCACCCCGCCGUCAUCACUCCCACCCGCGCCCCCAAAGCUUCCCGCCCACCCAAAAUGCGCUACCGGCCCACCCCUCGCAUCUCCAAGGACAGACAUGUUUUUGGGCCUAUAAUGGUUUACCAGACACGCUCCCCCGUCCCCAUGCUGUGUCCCAGUGUGUGCGUCUGCACGUCCCAGAACCCGGACAGCGGGCUCAACAUCAACUGCCAGGAGAGGAAGCUGCAUAACAUCAGUGAGCUGAGCCCCAAGCCGUCCUACCCGAAGAAGCUCCACCUCACCGGCAACUACUUACAGGUGAUCUACAGACCCGACCUGGCCGAGUACAGCUCGCUGGAGCUGCUCCACUUAGGAAAUAACCGGAUUGCAGUCAUUCAGGAGGGUGCGUUCGAGAACCUCACCAACCUCAGAAGGCUCUAUCUGAAUGGAAAUUACAUUGAGACCCUGUCCCAGUCUCUGUUCGCGGGGCUGCAGUCCCUCCAGUAUCUGUAUUUGGAAUACAACAUCAUCAAAGAGAUUUUUCCACAAACAUUUAAUUCUCUGCACAACCUGCAGCUUCUGUUCCUAAACAACAACCUGCUGCGCUCGCUGCCCGACAACGUGUUCGGGGGCACCAUGCUGACGCGGCUAAACCUGAGGAACAACCACUUCUCCCACCUCCCGGUUCAGGGAGUGCUGGACCAGCUGUCGGCCUUCAUCCAGAUCGACCUGCAGGAGAACCCCUGGGACUGCACCUGCCACAUCGUGGCGCUGAAAAACUGGAUGGAGCUGUCCAGCACCAGCGUGGUGGUCAACGAGAUCACCUGCGAUUCGCCGUCCAAGCACGCCGGUCGCCUGCUGCGCUCACUCCGCAAUGAGGCCAUCUGCCCCGAGCCCAGCGAGGUGCCCCCCCCCCACCAUGUCCCCGCCACAAAAACCCCCACAUUAAUGAGUGCUGCCACUGAAGCCACCACCUCCUCCUCUUCUUCCUCCUCCUCUUCUUCUUCCUCCUCCUCUCCCUCCUCUUCCUUUAGCCCAGCGAGCCCCACGGAGUCGCGCCUCCACAUGCCGGAGCUGCACCCCGACGUCCCGCUCUCCGUCCUGAUUCUUGGCCUCCUGGUUGUUUUCAUCCUGUCCGUCUGCUUCGGGGCGGGUCUCUUUGUUUUCGUCCUGAAGAGGCGGAAAGGGGUGGAGCACGUCCCCACGGGCGCCAACAACUUGGACCUCAACUCUUUCCAGGUGCAGUAUGGCUCCUACACCCCUGAACCAACUCAAGACAAAAACUCUGAAAGUCAUGUUUAUAACUACAUCCCUCCACCGAUGGGCUCCAUGUGUCAGAACCCCAUUUACAUGCAGAAGGAUGGCGAACAGGUGGCGUUUUACCGCCACCUGAAGGAGCUCAGCUUUGGGCCCCUGGAUGCAAAGAAGGAGGACGUCCUGACCCGCAGUCCGGGGGCCUACACGAUCAGCACCCUGAAUUUCAUGGAGAAAAGUCCGACUUCAUGUGGGUUGACCACCUCGGAGCCUCCUGAGAUGCUGUAUCAAAACUUGGGGGAGAGGCCCAACAAGGAGCUCCCCAAAGCUGCAGGUGCCCCUCCUUUCACCUACAACUUUUGCACGUUGCCUAAGAGGCCCUGCAUCGUGCCCCCUUACGAGGCGGCAACGGCCCGGCGGCACGUGACCAACCAGGACAGGUUGAACAAAUGUGGGCUGUACGGCACGCCCAGGAAAUACUUUGGGCCAGAACAUCCUUCCAAAAACAAUGAGCAUCCUGCACUGCUGCUCCCUGGGAAGCUAAAGACAGAACCGGACUACCUGGAGGUUCUGGAGAAACAGACUGCCAUGAGCCAACUGUAAGAUAGCCACAAUAACCACACACUUCCGGUAAUAAUCAAUAUAUCUAUAAUAUCUAUCUGUGUUCAAUCCCACGAGACGGACUGAAGGCGAACAGAAGCUUCUGGUCUCUUUUCCUUUUCUUCUCUCCUUACUUUUCCUUGUCAAGAUGUAUAAAAAGAAUAUAAGAGGUAUAUUAUUAUGCAGUUCUAUUUUUUCUCCUAGCAAAUAUAAAUUAUUUCUUCUCUUUUUAAAACAUGAAAUUCUAGAAGACUUUGCAGGCAUUUGAUGUGCAGGACUAAAAGACGACUGAGUGUUUUCUUCAUCCUGUAUCUGAUUGGUCCCUGUGUCAGAUCAUUACUGUGUAGAGGAGGACAGGCUACACACGGACUUUCCUGUAUAUAUUUAGGCUACACAGAUAAAUGGUGAGUGUUGAAACAAUAACUUUUCCCAAAAUCCAACAAGCGUCAAAUCUUAUGAUACUUCUCCAGAAAGUGCCUUUGCACUCAACUGUUUUAUCAACGAUGCUCUGCAAAAUGGAAAUGUCUUUUUAUUUGCUUUGGUUUUUCUUUGGAAAGUGAUGUAUUUUAAUCAAAUCUUUGUGUAAAAUAGAAAACUUCUUUGUCUGUUUUAAGGAAAAAAAUGGGAAAAAAGGACCUGAGACUGAAGGGGAAACGACUUGUUGAGAGGCAGGAUGGUGUUUAGCUCUGAUUAGAAAGUGUCUGGAAAUGUAAAACUUUGUAGGGGAGCAAUACUGAACAGCAAGAUGGCUCCAUUAAAUUUUCACUGAAGCACUUUGUCAAGA
Messenger RNA from Melanotaenia boesemani (Boeseman's rainbowfish), 4407 nucleotides. It is a transcript of the gene slitrk2, whose product is annotated as SLIT and NTRK-like family, member 2. Gene Ontology annotation, molecular function: protein binding. Gene Ontology annotation, cellular component: membrane; glutamatergic synapse. The record is from RefSeq and is a predicted model, not a curated record. Lineage: Eukaryota; Metazoa; Chordata; Actinopteri; Atheriniformes; Melanotaeniidae. Bases 918 to 3626 code for a protein of 902 amino acids. Gene Ontology annotation, biological process: axonogenesis; regulation of presynapse assembly; positive regulation of synapse assembly. The transcript has a single exon.